Molecule: messenger RNA, 785 nt
Organism: Raphanus sativus (radish)
Lineage: Eukaryota; Viridiplantae; Streptophyta; Magnoliopsida; Brassicales; Brassicaceae
Exons: 7
Coding region: 115-690 (191 amino acids)
Cellular component (GO): nucleus
Source: RefSeq, a predicted model, not a curated record
GGUUUUGUCGGAGAAAGAAAAGUUUGUUAUUAAAUCCGGCCAGAGCCAACGGAAGUGUCUUUUUUUUGGUAAAAGCCAACGGAAGUUGUUAUUGCAAAGACGAAGAAGAAGAAGAUGGCUGAAGAGACACUGAAGCCUACUAGGCUACUCAAUUUCGUCUCCGAGGAACAGUUAGAGGAAUCGAAGAGAGAAAGAGGCGAAAGAGUAGAAGAUGGAACCUUCCAGAGAGACAGGGCUUUGUACGAGAUUUUGAAAGAGAACAAAGACAAGAAAGACGCUGAGUUUAACGAACGAUUCAAGCAUAGACCACCCAAAGCUCUUGAUGAAGAGGAGACUGAGUUUCUCGAUAGUGAGCAGUCUUUCUCAAUAUCAAGGAAGGAAUAUGAACGGAGAUUAGCAGAUGAAGACGAACAACAGAUUCGUAGUUUCCAGGCAGCAGUUUCAGCACGAUCAGCAAUCCCUCAAGAACCAGAAGAAGCUGCACUUCCACCACCAGCUCCAACCACUAAAGAACAUAAAACAACCGGGAAGAGAAACACUGCAAGUCGUCCAUUUAACACCAUCAUAACAGUCAAACCACAACCGAAGAAGGUUAAAGCCACAGAGGAAGAGAACAAAGAUAUCUCUGGCCCUCCUGAACCUCUGCAAACAGGUUUAGCCUUAGUCUCAUAUAGUGAUGAUGAUGAUUAACAUUUUUUUUGUUUUUUUUUCCUGACACAAUAAUCUAUACAAACAUUCCAUAAUGAAUGUAUAAAUUGAAACUUUUUAAUUUCCACUGUAUAUUA